Molecule: messenger RNA, 1086 nt
Organism: Pocillopora meandrina
Lineage: Eukaryota; Metazoa; Cnidaria; Anthozoa; Scleractinia; Pocilloporidae
Source: the annotation of a GenBank genome assembly
AUCCAAGUCCGUAGUCUUCUCUCCAAGACAGAUACUUUGUCAGAUGAUAUAAGCACAUUCAUACCAAACCCCCUCUUUGAGAGCAUGCCCAAAACGUCAAGCAUCUUUAUUUUAUCUACAACAGCUAGGAACUGUGCUGAGCUGUACAAAUCCGGACGAAGGAUUAGUGGUGUUUACACUAUCGACCCAGAUGGUUCAGGCGCCUUUAAUGUAUAUUGUGACCAAACUACAGCCAACGGGGGAUGGACGGUGAUCCAGAAGAGAAUGGAUGGCUCCGUUGAUUUUAACCGCACCUGGAACGAAUACAAACAUGGCUUCGGUAACUUGGUCGGUGAAUUUUGGCUGGGACUGGACAAGAUAAACCGCCUGACUCGAAACAAGACAAAGAACAAGCUUCGGGUAGAUCUGGGGGUAACUACUGGCAAAACUGUUCACCCUGAGUAUGACUGGUUUGGGAUUGGGAACGAGACAGCUAAGUAUCGGCUAUACAUUGGCAAUAUUACAAGUAAGUUAACGGUUUCCUUUUUUUUCAGCAUUCAUCAUUCGAUUUAUACAUGUUAAUUCCCUCUCAUUUAAAUCUUAAUAUUUUACUCUACUUGGUCGAGUAAUGGUAUUAUGGGCUGGCAAAGUAGUCCUGAGGUAAACCUGAUUGGUUUUUACUCGGUCUGGAGUUAGGUAUUUGUGCCACGUAAGGAACUCAGUUCUUACUAACCUUAAUAUUUUCCUUUUUUCCGGUUAACAACAAGUUAUCCGCUGAAAAAGGCGUUAUACAAAUCCUAGAAUUAUGCGAAUUUCUUUUGUUUUGAAACAGAUGCCACUGUUUCCUCUGAUUCUCACGGUCCCCACAGGAAUCUCGUUUUUGGUACCUGGGAUAGAGAACCUGUUGAUUGUGCUCAAAGAAGUGGCAGAGGCUGGUGGUAUGGCGACGGUAUUAAUUGUGCUGUUUUUUCAAAUCUCAAUGGUAUUUAUCCGCGUUGUGGAAGUAAAACCUCUGCAGAUAUUCACUGGGCAGAGUUAGUUCGAACCAGCGCCGAAGGCAGCGCUCCUUCAUCAACUGAAAUGAAAAUUAGACCAGUAGACUUUUAA